Octodon degus (degu) is the source of this 1662-nucleotide messenger RNA. RefSeq names its product glycine receptor alpha 1 (gene Glra1). The record is from RefSeq and is a predicted model, not a curated record. Gene Ontology annotation, molecular function: extracellularly glycine-gated chloride channel activity; glycine binding; transmitter-gated monoatomic ion channel activity. Gene Ontology annotation, cellular component: plasma membrane; neuron projection; postsynaptic membrane. The transcript is spliced from 9 exons. Gene Ontology annotation, biological process: signal transduction; chemical synaptic transmission; regulation of membrane potential. NCBI's taxonomy places the organism in Eukaryota, Metazoa, Chordata, Mammalia, Rodentia, Octodontidae. The coding region runs from base 285 to 1658 and encodes 457 amino acids.
ACAGACACGCUGGAGUUUAACAAACAGCGGUACUCUUCGCGCUCCUGAAAAGCAGGGCUGGACGCUCUCCGUGGUGCUGAAACGCUUUGCGGCCGCCGCUGUCCGUGGUACCUACAGCCUCCGCGCUUCAGUUUCCCCUGGGGUCCUCCCUCCGCACCCCUAUUCCCCGCGACUCCUUAACAUCUGGAUUAUCUUUCCAAUCGCGAUCGCUGGUUUUGUAAGUGCCAAUCUGAAACAUUGUUGCCCCCAUAACUCGUGGACAACAAAGCACAAGGACCUGAAAAAUGUACAGCUUCAAUACUCUUCGACUCUACCUUUGGGAGACCAUUGUAUUCUUCAGUCUCGCCGCUUCCAAGGAAGCCGAAGCUGCCCGCUCUGCUCCCAAGUCUAUGUCACCCUCGGACUUCCUGGAUAAGCUCAUGGGAAGAACUUCCGGAUACGAUGCCAGAAUCAGGCCCAACUUUAAAGGUCCCCCGGUGAACGUGAGCUGCAACAUUUUCAUCAACAGCUUUGGUUCCAUUGCUGAGACAACCAUGGACUAUAGAGUCAACAUCUUCCUGCGGCAGCAGUGGAACGACCCCCGUCUGGCCUAUAACGAAUACCCUGACGAUUCUCUGGACCUGGACCCAUCCAUGCUGGACUCCAUCUGGAAACCUGACCUGUUCUUUGCCAAUGAGAAGGGAGCCCACUUCCACGAGAUCACCACAGACAACAAGCUGCUGCGGAUCUCCCGAAAUGGGAAUGUCCUCUACAGCAUCAGGAUCACCCUGACACUGGCCUGCCCCAUGGACCUGAAGAACUUCCCCAUGGAUGUGCAGACGUGCAUCAUGCAACUGGAAAGCUUUGGAUACACCAUGAAUGAUCUCAUCUUUGAGUGGCAGGAGCAGGGAGCUGUGCAGGUGGCAGAUGGACUCACCCUGCCUCAGUUUAUCCUGAAGGAGGAAAAGGACCUGCGAUACUGCACCAAGCAUUACAACACAGGCAAAUUCACCUGCAUCGAGGCCCGGUUCCACCUGGAGCGGCAGAUGGGCUACUACCUGAUCCAGAUGUACAUCCCCAGCCUGCUCAUCGUCAUCCUGUCCUGGAUUUCCUUCUGGAUCAACAUGGACGCGGCGCCGGCCCGCGUGGGCCUGGGUAUCACCACCGUGCUCACUAUGACCACCCAGAGCUCGGGGUCCCGCGCGUCCCUGCCCAAGGUGUCCUAUGUGAAGGCCAUUGACAUUUGGAUGGCUGUUUGCCUGCUGUUCGUGUUCUCAGCCCUGCUCGAAUACGCUGCUGUCAACUUCGUGUCGCGGCAACACAAGGAGCUGCUCCGAUUCAGGAGGAAGCGGCGACAUCACAAGAGUCCCACAUUGAAUCUGUUCCAGGAGGACGAGGCGGGGGAAGGCCGCUUCAACUUCUCGGCCUACGGCAUGGGCCCUGCCUGCCUGCAGGCCAAGGACGGCCUCUCGGUCAAGGGCGCCAACAACAACAACACAGCCAACCCCGCGCCCGCGCCCUCCAAGUCCCCGGAGGAGAUGCGCAAACUCUUUAUCCAGCGAGCCAAGAAGAUCGACAAGAUCUCGCGCAUCGGCUUUCCCAUGGCCUUCCUCAUCUUCAACAUGUUCUACUGGAUCAUCUACAAGAUCGUCCGCAGGGAAGACGUGCACAACCAGUGAAAGG